Molecule: messenger RNA, 321 nt
Organism: Dentiscutata erythropus
Lineage: Eukaryota; Fungi; Glomeromycota; Glomeromycetes; Diversisporales; Gigasporaceae
Source: the annotation of a GenBank genome assembly
AUGAUAGGUGGAAAUAGAGAUACUAUAGGCGAUGGUCCUAACCGCUUCCUUGACAUGUUUUCGUUCGUAAAAAGUGAUUUAUAUAAUCACAACUAUGAAUUUUUUUUUUCUGAAAUUUCAUACGGUCCUUUUUCAGUAAAUAACGAAGAUCAUAUUGGGGAUAAUUUCUUAAGAUUAGCAAAAUUCGGAAAUAAAAACAUGGCCAAAGAUUUAGCUAAUAAAAUGAGGUUGGAAUAUGAGAAAAACAUGUUUACUAUUUCUGAAAGAGAAGGGAUAGGAGUUAGACACUUUAUAGAGUUUGAACACCCUUAUAGAGUUUGA